Messenger RNA from Colletotrichum aenigma, 1068 nucleotides. RefSeq names its product Succinate--hydroxymethylglutarate CoA-transferase (gene SUGCT-1). Gene Ontology annotation, molecular function: catalytic activity. NCBI's taxonomy places the organism in Eukaryota, Fungi, Ascomycota, Sordariomycetes, Glomerellales, Glomerellaceae. The transcript has 2 exons. The coding region runs from base 1 to 1068 and encodes 355 amino acids. The record is from RefSeq and is a predicted model, not a curated record.
AUGGUCGCUUCCGUGGUCCAAGACGGAAAACGCAUCCCAUUCGGCCCCAUAUCUCCGGAGACUCAAAAGCUUUUCCCGAAUGAGGACAAGCAUCGUGCCGUCGAUGUUUUGCAUAGGACCUUGACGACCAACAUUUACAAGACACGUGAUGGCCGCUAUUAUCACAUCCACGGCCUGCUUGCACCCUUCAUCUGCGUCGUAAUGGAAUCUUAUCUGAAUGGAAUAGGUAGCAUGAACCCGGGACCGACGCUGACAGCGCUUGGCCUACCGUUGGAAGGCGAGCCCGAUGAUACGUAUGAAUCCGUCGUCCGCAGGUUCCAGGAAGUUGUAUCCCAACUCGAUUCGUCUGAUCUUAACGAGCUCAUGAACGAGCAACAUCGGCAAGCUGGCACUAUUGCCUAUACCGCAGAUGAAUACUCCGCGACCGAGCAGGGACAGCAAUGCGCCAAAGUUGGAAUUUAUGAGCUUUCAAAGGAUUCAGAGUCUGAGGAGCCGGCGAGUUGGUGGCCUGAGACAGUUCCUCAGAGUUCAGACUCGACUUCCAUCAAACCGCUCGCAGGCCUGAAAGUGAUCGAUUUGACACGCGUCAUUGCCGGCCCAGCUAUCAGUCGCAGUCUUGCAGAGAUGGGAGCUAGUAUGAUGAGAGUGACCUUACCCAAUAUCACGGAUCUCUCAGCCCUUCACCAGGAUUUGAACUGGGGAAAAUGGAACUGCCACCUAGACCUGAAGAAGUCUGGUGAUAAGGACAAGUUACGAAAGCUGAUAUGCGACGCUGACGUUGUAGUGGAUGGGUAUAGGCCUGGUGUCAUGGAGCGCCAUGGUUUUGGUCGCCAAGCCAUAUACGAUCUUGUCAAAGACCGGCUUCGCGGCAUCAUCCAUGUUCGGCUGAACUGCUAUGGGUCCCAUGGACCUUGGAGCCAUCGAAGCGGUUGGCAACAAAUGAGCGACGUAUGCUGCGGUGUGUCUAUGGCCUACGGCAGAGCCAUGGGCCGCGACGAAGCGGUAGCCCCUGUGUUUCCGAACUCAGACUAUUGGAGAGUUUCCUCCCCGGGCGCCACUUACGUUUAA